UCAGAGGAAGUGGAAAUCUGUGAACAGUCAUUUCAAUACAAACAUGAGUGAGAGACAGGGUGCUGGAGCAGCAAAUGGAAAAGACAAGACAUCUGGUGAAAAUGAUGGGCAAAAGAAAGUUCAAGAGGAUUUUGAUAUAGACAUGGAUGCACCAGAGACAGAGAAGGCUGCAGUGGCAAUACAGUCUCAGUUCAGAAAAUUCCAAAAGAAAAAGACUGGCUCCCAGUCUUAGUAGCUACCUCACAGUUUCAGCAUCACCACUUCCUGAUCUGACAGGAAAUGAACAAACAAACAAACUAGAUGCAUGUACAGAAAUUAUCUCUAUUUAAAACUCCAUUGGAAGGUAUUAAAACUAUAAAGCUUAUGUGUGGCAUAAUCUCUGUGUAACUCCAUUCUCAUUGCUUCUG
Molecule: messenger RNA, 407 nt
Organism: Gekko japonicus
Lineage: Eukaryota; Metazoa; Chordata; Lepidosauria; Squamata; Gekkonidae
Gene: PCP4
Product: Purkinje cell protein 4
Exons: 3
Coding region: 44-232 (62 amino acids)
Cellular component (GO): cytoplasm
Molecular function (GO): calcium ion binding; calmodulin binding
Source: RefSeq, a predicted model, not a curated record